Messenger RNA from Beta vulgaris subsp. vulgaris (sugar beet), 1872 nucleotides. Its product is annotated as cytochrome P450 76AD1-like. Gene Ontology annotation, molecular function: oxidoreductase activity, acting on paired donors, with incorporation or reduction of molecular oxygen; heme binding; iron ion binding. Lineage: Eukaryota; Viridiplantae; Streptophyta; Magnoliopsida; Caryophyllales; Amaranthaceae. Bases 186 to 1661 code for a protein of 491 amino acids. The transcript is spliced from 2 exons. The record is from RefSeq and is a predicted model, not a curated record.
CAAAAACAGCAACAUCUUUGCACACAUAUAUAUAUAGUGCUUAUAUUUCACUAUCACAUUGUUCUAGUUACUCUUCAAGUUUAUAUUUCUUCCCUCUUUGUUUCGUCAUAAACCUUUUUAUGUUUAUAGAACCGAUUUAAAUUUCCCAACACAAACAAAUUUAUUUCUUUAUUCCGAAUUUUAGAAUGUCUACCAUUAUAUGUGCAAUUUUGUUUAUUUCGUUGUACCUUUUAAAAUUGUUUCUACAACGCUCCAAUGCUAAACUUCCUCCCGGUCCUAAACCAAUGCCGAUUUUUGGCAACAUUUUUGAGCUUGGUGAGAAACCUCACCGAUCAUUUACUAGGCUUUCUGAAAUAUAUGGUCCAUUAAUAAGCCUUAAAUUAGGAGCUAUUACUACCAUAGUCAUCUCAUCUUCUGAAGUCGCUAAAGAAAUGUUCCUUAAAAAUGACCAAAACCUUUGUAAUAGAACAAUACCAGAUUCUGUUAAGGCGAGCAACCAUGAUAAACUCUCCAUAUCCUGGUUGCCUGUAUCCACGAAAUGGCGAAAUUUGCGAAAGAUCUCUACCGUCCAAUUGCUCUCGACUCAACGACUCGAUGCUAGCCAAUCUCUUAGACAAGCUAAGGUGCAACAACUUCUUGAUUAUGUACAAGAAUGUUGUAGAAAUGGACAAUCUAUUGAUAUUGGUAGGGCGGCUUUCACCACGUCACUUAGUUUAUUAUCAAACACAUUUUUCUCAAAGGAAUUGGCUCAUCAUAGUUCUAGUGCAUCCUUAGAGUUUAAGCAAUUAAUGUGGUGUAUUAUGGAAGAGAUUGGACGCCCUAAUUACGCUGAUUACUUCCCCAUACUUGGAUAUAUUGACCCCUUUGGCAUACGUCGUCGAUUAACGACUUACUUUGACAAAUUAAUUGGAGUAUUUCAGGAAAUUAUAUGUGAAAGAAUACGGAAGGUGAAGUCUUGUACAACGGCUGCUACUACCGAUGUGCUAGACACUCUUCUUAAACUCUACAAACAAAAUGAGUUGAGUAUGGAAGAAAUUAAUCAUCUUCUAGUGGAUAUUUUUAAUGCAGGAACAGACACCACUGCUAGCACAUUAGAGUGGGCGAUGGCAGAGUUAGUGAAAAAUCCCAAAAGGCUAGCGAAAGCUCAAGGUGAAAUCGAACGAGCCCUUGGAAAAAGUGGUUCAAUCAUCGAAGAAUCUGACAUCUCAAAGCUACCUUACUUACAAGCGAUCAUCAAAGAAACAUUGCGGUUGCAUCCACCAACUGUGUUUCUCCUGCCAAGAAAAGCAGAUGGGAAUUUUACACUAUAUGGGUACGUUGUGCCCAAAAAUGCACAAGUACUAGUUAACUUAUGGGCCAUAGGGAGAGACCCUAAGGUAUGGGAAAACCCGGAUGUAUUUUUGCCUGAAAGAUUUUUAGGUUGUGAUAUUGAUUUAAAAGGUCAUAAUUUCGAGCUCUUGCCUUUUGGAGCUGGAAGAAGGAUAUGUCCAGGAUUGAGUUUGGCUUAUAGAAUGUUGAACUUAAUGUUGGCUACACUUCUUCAAUCUCACAAUUGGAAGCUUGAGGAUGGGAUGAAUCCAAGAGAUUUGGACAUGACUGAAAAAUUUGGGAUCACACUACAGAAGAUCAAGCCCCUUCAACUUAUUCCGCUUGCAAAGUGAUGCAUCUACUAAUACUUUUGGCGACCCGCCAUUUUGACAUGUCACAAAAUAAAAUUACAAUUACACAUCUAUACUACAUUGAAUAGGUGUAUUUUAGUGGGAGUUAGGAACUUGUGGGUGUUUUAUUCCGAUUAUGAAAAGCAUGAUCACUAUAUUAUGUUGUCAUGAAAAAGCUAUAAGUGCUUAAAUAUAUUUCCUGAAAUGUUGUAAA